AUGUUCUCUUUUAGGAAUCUAAGAACAGGAACUUACGGAUUUGAAAAGGAGAUUGACUUUGAAAAGUUUCUUAUUAUUAUGUCCUAUUUCCGACCACUGGCUGAGAAUGCUGAUGAAGAAGCCAUUAAUUCAUGCCGUAAGAACAAAUUGCAAUUUCUUUUCAACAUGUAUGACACGGAUAAUGAUAGCAUGAUCACUCUGGAUGAAUACAGAAAUGUGGUAGAAGAAUUACUAUCAGGAAAUCCUCAUAUUGAGAAGGAGACAGCAAGAUCUAUAGCAGAUGGAGCAAUGAUGGAAGCAGCUAGUAUGUGUGUUGGACAAAUGGCACCUGAUCAGAUAUAUGAAGGAAUAACUUUUGAUGACUUUCUAACGAUUUGGCAGGGCAUUGACAUUGAAACGAAAAUGCACGUCAGAUUCCUGAAUAUGGACACUAUUCCAUCCUGCCAUUGA
Messenger RNA from Staurois parvus, 450 nucleotides. Lineage: Eukaryota; Metazoa; Chordata; Amphibia; Anura; Ranidae. The record is from the annotation of a GenBank genome assembly.